UUGCUGUCUCAGAAGUGAAGCAAUCAAGUGGCGAUGGAAUCCCAUGGUGACCUGGAGCGCCGCGACUCCAUCAGUAACCUGAUAGAGCGACUGACUGCGGAGCUCGGACCGGACGGCUCCAGCGACGGCCAGUACUCGCCGUUUGGCUCUGCGAGCACCGGCGCGGCGGCGGCCUGGCAGCCGGCGGCGCCCUCACCGCACCCGCUGUACGGCGGCGACCGGCACCAGCUGCACUUUGGCGGCCCGCCGCCGUCGCCGCCCUACCAGGCCGACCCGGUGGUGGCCGGAGCGGCGGCACCGGACGGUGAGCUGGGCACGGCGCACCUCAGCGACAACCUGGCGGCGCACCUGGCCGGCUUCGACACGCCGCUGUUCGACCCGCUCCAGCCGCCGCCGCCGCCGCCGCCCGGCUCCUUUCUGAGCAGCUGGCUUGGCGGGUGGCUGGGGUACUCGGCCCCGGCGCCGCCAGUCGAGCUCACCCCUCCACCCGUGCCGCACCACCCGCCGGAGCGCUGCUCCCCUGCCAGAACCGCCGAGCCGCCGCCCGCACCGCACUCAGCCGACCCGGCGGCCGCCCCGGUAGUGGCAUCGAUCACCCCGCCGGCCCGACAGAGUCCAUCGCCGGCUCACCCGAUCCCGCCGCCGGCCCACCAGGGUGUCCCUUCCUCUCACCAGAAUCCGUCGCCGACUCACCAUAGUCCCUCGCCGACUCACAGGAGCUCACCUCUGGCGCAUCAGAAUCCAUCAGCUCACCAGAGUCCUCCAGCUCAUCAGAACCCUCCAACCACUCACCAGACGCCGCCGUCACCCCAAAACUCACCAUCGGUCCAGCAGAAUCCAUCACCAGCCCCGGCUUCGGCAGCCCCUCCAUCGCGGCCCAGCUACUCGGCAGUCCUCGCCAAGCCAGCGCCGGCGACGGGACCUGCGCCGAAACCGGUGGACUCUGCCGCUCGACAAACAACGAGUCGUGGUGACGCUGAUACUCCCGGUGGGGGAGGCGGAGGGGGUGGAAGGAGAGGUGGGCGAGGUCGGAGGAGACGCGUCUCAGAGGCUGAGAGUAAGACUACCAAAGAGGAGACGACCCCACAGCCAGCGGUCAGCGAUGGGGAGCCGACGCCGCCGGGUCAGGUCGAGCAGGAGCGGGAUAAUGAGCAGAAGAAGGCCAAGAGCAAGAAACUUACACGAACAGUAUCCGCCGGAGAGGUGCCCGGCUCUGCCUCUGGCCGGCGGUCCGAGACACUCAACAACAACCCAGACCGGGCGCAGCCGACCGUCCAGCGCCGGCCGCUCAACUACAACAACAACCUGGGCGCCUCAUCCACGCUGGGGCCAGCACAGACCCACGUGCACACGCCGCCCGCUGCGGCGACUUCCUCCGACGGAGACACCGCCAAAAAGGUGGACGUCAACGUCGGAAAACAAAAGAACUGCGGCAAAACGUCCAACGAGACCAAGAAAGUCGACAUCACGCUCAACAAGCCGGACAACAAGACACUAUCCCAGUCGCGGGGGCCGCCUCCCGUUAACCUGCUGAGUGCCGGCGGCGGGGCCAAGUCAGAGCGCGUGGCCAAGGAGCUGGCGUUCCGUGGCCGCGGGUCGGGCCGGUCGGGGGGCCGCGGCCGGCGCGCCGCCGACGACUCGGGCGCCGGCGGCCGCGGCGGGCAGCUACUGCGCAAGGUGCGCGCGCAGCUGGCGCCGGGCGCGGCGCUGCUGGCCGCGCUGGUCUCCUGGCUGCUGCACCUGGUACUGGACGUGGCCGCCAUGUCUGCCGACCUGCUGUGGACGGCCGUGCGCAGCGGCGCCCUCUCUGGUCGGCAGUGGGCGGCGCACUGGGCGGCGGCCGGCCGCGCGGCGCUGUCGGCGCGCCUGGCCGCCGUCCGAGCCUGGCUGGCCCGGCCCGGGAAGGGCGCCGCCUCCUCCGGGCCCCAGCAGGGCCUCCAGGCGAAUAUCGCGCUGCCGGCCACCGGGGACGAGGCAAUGACCAGACUGCUCGCCUGCAAGGACUCCGACCCGUACAGCAUCCUGGGUGUAACACACGACUGUUCGGACGCCGACAUCAAGAAGUACUAUCGGCGUCAGGCGCUGCUCGUGCACCCGGACAAGAGCCGCUCGCCGGGCGCCGACGAGGCCUUCAAGAUCCUGCAGCGUGCCUUCCAGCUGGUCGGAGAGCCGGAGAAGCGGGCAGAGUUUGAUUCUGAGGCGCGAGAAAAGCACGAGGUGAACGAGGCCUUCCGACAGUAUAUGGACGAGAUGAUGACACGCCUGCGAGAGAAGAUGGAGGAGACGCAGAACACACUCAGGUGUAACAACUGUAACCGCCGCCACCGUCGGACCAGAGUGGACCGGCCCGUGUACGCGGCUCGUAGCUGUGCCUCGUGUCAGAUCCGGCACGCAGCGAGGGAGGGCGACAUUUGGGCGGAGAGCCGGUGGCUGGGCCUGCUCUGGCGCUACUACGCCUGUAUGGACGGCGGGGUGUUCGACAUCAGCGAGUGGGCCGCCUGCCAGUCGCAGUCGCUCAAACACCUGCAGGCCAACCACCAUACGGUUCAGUACCGCAUAAUAUCGGGCGCCAAACGGCACCGGCCGCCCGCCGACGAGCCAUCAGACCGAGAUCUGGAGGAGCUGCUCAAUAACCUGUGCAGCGGCUCCAUGUCUGGUGAGCCGGGACAGCAUAGUCGGCGGCGCGGCGCCCGGCGGAGACCGCAGUAGCGCGACUCUCCGCUGCCCGUCCGCCCCCUCGGACCGCGGCGCAGCGGACUGGACGGUACGGUGUCCUUUGGUCGGCCGCUGGGUGGAUUGGGGGGGGGGGGGGGGCGGAGUGUAGUAGUGUCGCGUCAGGUGGUCGGUGUGUGUGCCUUGUCGAGGCAGCGUGUUAGUGUGGCAUAGGGAUGUGGGAAGGUUCGUCUUGGGACGUCUCCGGGUGGAAGCAGGAGAUGAUAUCGAGGAUGGGGCCUCAUGGUGGUUUGCCGAGACCCUGAAAUGGAUCCCGAACCCUCAGUGCUGAUCGGCUUGGCAUCUACAAGCAAAGCCCCAGGUUUGGCAAGUCUUGAAUAUGAAGUUGUUUUUCUCUAGCGCAAGUGCCAGACAGUAUCUCACAAUAUGCAUACUAGAAGCGGUGACCGUUAUGCAUGUGUCUAACUGCAAACUGCCAAUGGAGCAUGAUCUGAAUCGCUGCGACGCAGUAGCCUGCCUCGGCCCCCAUGGGGCCUCAAGGAGGGGGAGUCCCGGGCUCCCGAAUCGGCUUCGACAAGCCGCGCUAUCGCUGCGGCGCUCGGCGGCGACUUCCUGGCGCCCGGUAUCUCUCGCCUUCCUGACUAAACGACUGAUGUCAGACACUCACUUAUCAAUGGCGAGCUGCGCAGAACUGGGGGCUUUUUAUGACACAGGCGCUUAGCUAAAAAAGGCUUAUCUACCGGUCGUAGUGACUUGAGCCCUGAGGCAUUCGUUGAAAACUGCUCCUCAGUAUUUUGAGGUAUUGAAGAUGGAAAUGGAGAAGAGGAUGCUUCAUGAGCUGUGCCUUCUCGUUGUAUGAAGAGCGAACAGUUAAACGUGUUGCUGUUUGCUAUCGCUAUUUAACCAAACUAUCAGAUUAAUGCGCUAUUUGAAGAUAUAAGUGCUCGUGUAGGAUUUCGAGCUUCGUUCAGAAGCUGCGAUUGUUGGAGGCUUACGAAGUGGAGUUCGUGAUCUUGACCAAGCAGUGGGCGUACUCGUUAUACAUGAUAUCGUCUCUAUUGACCUGUUGCGUGUUUAAGCCGCCUAUGGGGACUGAUGUGAUAACAAUAACAUACGUGGCUGCUGGUGUCCGCGUUAUGGGGAUACGCCUGCUGUGUUCAGUGGCGCCGCUGCCUAAGCCCGUGUUUUACCCGCUGGCGACUGUGUCUGCCCGAUGGGAAGGGCAGGGCGCGGCUCAAAGGGGAGGGGGAGAGCUGUCUGUCGGUCAGGGCGGUCAGUUCAGCCGGGGACGACGGCCCACCGAUCUGAGCCCUGUGGUUGUUUGGGCUGACUCGUCGGUAGUGAUUUGACCUUCGGGCAGGGCGCGGGACAGACUACGUUAUCUGCUGUGCAGGUUCACAAAUAUAGGGUAUUCUGUGCCUGAUAUUGUCUAUCGUUUCGGAUUGCAGCCGCUUUUUGCAGUCGUACUUUACAUAGCUGUCGUGUAAUGCAAUGCCCUGGGCGUCCUUUUAUUGGGGUCUAUUGUGUUGUUUCAUUUUGCUACUUAUAACGCGUGACGCGAUGACAGCUGCUUCCAAAACUUCCAAUAGACUGGUAUGCUAAUGUGUUUGUGUACUUUGAACAGGUCGCAAGGGUGCUGUCAGCUGGGACGAGGUGUCAAUUUGUGGCCAAAUAAGUGGUGGCGUAGCGGCACCACGAUGCAACAAAUUUCAUUAGAAACUUGCAUCGAAAAUGCUUCAAUAUCGUCCUAUAUCGAUUGUUCAUGGGUCGAAGUGUCCAACUAUUAGUAUGUUGUCUAC
Molecule: messenger RNA, 4472 nt
Organism: Amphibalanus amphitrite
Lineage: Eukaryota; Metazoa; Arthropoda; Thecostraca; Balanomorpha; Balanidae
Product: BCL-6 corepressor-like protein 1
Exons: 8
Coding region: 34-2709 (891 amino acids)
Molecular function (GO): dopamine receptor binding
Source: RefSeq, a predicted model, not a curated record